This is a messenger RNA of Haliotis rufescens (red abalone), 4318 nucleotides long. Its product is annotated as zinc metalloproteinase-disintegrin-like EoMP06. Gene Ontology annotation, biological process: membrane protein ectodomain proteolysis. Bases 176 to 2926 code for a protein of 916 amino acids. The record is from RefSeq and is a predicted model, not a curated record. The transcript is spliced from 23 exons. Lineage: Eukaryota; Metazoa; Mollusca; Gastropoda; Lepetellida; Haliotidae. Gene Ontology annotation, molecular function: metalloendopeptidase activity.
GCCCACUCUCUUCCUGUCUAAGAAAAGGGCUGACGCCGAUUGGAUUAAAUUUAAGGAUUUACUUCGAAAAUGCAAUCGGAUGACUACGUGAUCAUAGUAUUUAAACCUGUGUUAUACAAACAAGAGACCAGAAUAGUCUAGGCAUUCAGUUGGGCAACAUAUUGUAGAUUUGAAGAUGGAUUUUCGGUUGCUUUUAGUUGUCACUUUGUUGGUUUUGUGCGUGAACAUUUUAACGUCAGCAACGUCCGAAGUUGAGGAUAUUCUGAGCACGGUGGAUUCACAGAGGGCGACACUACGAUGGCUUCAGCACAAAGAGAAUGGACAGAAAAGACGUUAUUUGGACAUUACGAGCUGGCUGGAGAUACACCUUCCAAAGUUGAAUGCUUCUAUAACGGCGGUACUUGUCCGCAACAGAAAUUUGAUCCACCGGAAGUUCGUGACCCGGGUAGUCCACAAUGGCGGCGCUACAGUCCACAAAGAGACACCUUCUGGGUGCAUCUACCAGGGGGCGCUGCGCGAUCUUGUGACGUCACAUGUUGUCCUAACUGGGUGUAAGGCUUACAGCGGUUACAUAUUUCACAAGGGGAGAUCAUGGCGGAUUCAGCGUCGGACGAAAAAAGACAAACAGGUUGAUGGGUAUGUCAUAAGACGCGUGACGUCACAGUACAACAUGGCGUCAGCUUGUGAAGUGGAACCAAGGAUAAAUGCAGGAAACUACACAAAGACCUAUCACCGGGUGCGCCAUACACGUAGCGCAGACGUUAAACUGUUGGAGCUGUACGUUGUGUUCGGGUUUCAGAUGUAUACCAACUACCUGGGGAAAGACAAAACGAGCGCUGUAACGUAUGCAGAGGAAAUGACAGCGCAUCUUGACUUGAUGUACAAAGUUGACUUUGGGAUCCGCAUUGCGUUGGUUGGGGUGGAAAUCUGGGAAACGAAGGAUGAGAUUACCAUGGAAACGGACGCUAAGGCGCUUCUUGUUAACUUCAUCGACUAUGGGAAGACUUCCUUGAUACCUAACUUUAACUACGACUUGGCGGCAUUCGUUGCAGGCAUUAAGUUUGAGCACAACAUUGUCGGUAUGGCUCAUGUGGACGUCAUGUGCACUCCGCUCUCCGCCACCGUCAUUCAACACAACCCCGGCGUUGACCCUCACCUCAAGUCGGCCAUUACUCUCGCGCACGAGAUCGGUCAUGCGCUGGGCCUCGUACACGAUACCAGCACGUGCGCAUGCGGAGACAGGACGGGGAAAUGCAUCAUGGCAGCGGAUACCUCGGUCGACCCCCGGAGCUUCAGCCAGUGCAGCAAGGAUGCUGUGGCCAAGAUGUUUCGCGAGGGAGGGGCUAGCUGCCUGUAUGACGCCCCCCUGCACGUGUACGGGGGGCCGGUGUGUGGGAACGGGGUGAAGGAGCAGGGGGAGGUCUGCGACUGCGGAGAGAUACCGGAUUGCCAGAAGGACCCAUGCUGUAUGUUUGGCUGCAAGCUCCGCCCAAGUGCUCAGUGCAACACCGGAGGAUGCUGCAAGAGUUGUAAGAUUGUGUCACCUGGCAUGAUAUGUCGCCCCAAGCAGAACGAAUGUGAUCUGGAGGAGUUUUGUGACGGUAAAGUGUCCGAGUGUCCCGCCAACCUCCACCUGAAGGACAUGCAGGACUGUGGGGCCGGGCUGAGUCAGGGCUUCUGCUACAAGGGCAAGUGUCGGAGUGCCCACGCCCAGUGUCAGUACCUGUGGGGGCCCGGUUCUACAUCAGCAUACGCUUCCUGCUACCAGCCCAACCAGGACGGCACGGCCACCGGAAACUGUGGAGCUACCCGCGUCUCGGGGACCGUCACCUACACAGGCUGUGCAUAUAGUAACGUCAUGUGUGGUAUGCUACAGUGUGUUACAAAGAGCAGGUCCCCCGUGGUUGGUGUCGGUCGACAUAUCAUCAAUACAACGUCAGGUUCCCACACGUGCAUUUCUGUUGCUAUCGACCUCGGCGAUGACGUCCCCGACCCUGGUCUGGUGGAUGAUGGGUCCCCCUGCAUACACUUCGAAACCGGAAAUAACCAGCCCGGGGUGUGCUUGGCGAGAGAGUGCGUCGUGCUGCAGACGUUGCCAAAACAACCCUGCCCCAAAGACCCUUCAGGAUCUCAGUGCUCCAAUCAUGGGAUAUGCACCAAUGACAACAGCUGUUACUGUGACGACGGCUUCACGGGGACGGACUGUUCCAAAGUGGGCGGGGUCACAAGAAUCAGACCAAGUGUCUCAUCCAGUGCGCCGGUAUCACAGACGACGAGCCCGUCCUUAGAAACAGGUGUUUCAUCCAAGGCGCCAGCAUCACAGACACCGACACCGUCCUCACAACCUCCAACAGAUCACAGUGUUGAGAUUAUCUGCGGAGUGGUCGGCGGCCUGAUAGCCCUGGGUGGAGUAUGCUUCGUUGUCCUCUGGAGAUGUAAGCGACCUAAAGCUCUCUGGAAGUGGGUGGACACGAAGUUCGGACACAAUUCUACCUCACCACAGAAGGGGCCCCUCCCUGCCUGGGGUGCACACGGUGGGAAGGGGAAUGGAACACACCACAACCCCGGGAGUAAACCAGGAAUCCCGUCCCAUGGGGCACGACCUGGGCAGGGUAGACCGCCCGGGCGCUCUCCCAGUGGACACCCGGGAACCCAACACGUACCCCCAGGACACUGGACCAAUCAUGGUAAUUCUCACGGUCAUGGCCAAGGAAAUGGCCACAGGGGACAUAAUCGUGCAGGCUUGUCUGGUGGGCAUGGCAACUCAGGCGGACACGGUCAUGGACGUCACAGCAUUACUUCAGACUACGGUUCUCAGGAAUCAAUUGAAUCCUUUCAGUUAGAUCGCAACACAGGACCUCCUCCGGACGCUGUCCAAGGCGAGGUGUCUAUGACAGCCCCAAGACGACUGAGCAGGAACCGAUGAAGAAGGGAGUCAGUCUCUGAUGUAGGGUGCCACGAGUGAUUGUAAUAUUUAUACAUAUUCCCGCGACAAAGUAAAGGAAGCGAAACCUCAAGACACACAAGUCUUGCUUCAAAUUUAAAUAGGGUCACCAAUAUGUAUGUGUUACCUGUCCGUGACAUUUAUGUUGCCUGCAUUGUAGAAAUGACUGUUUUCAGUGUGAUCUGUUUAUUAUUAGUCUCUUGCCGAUAUCGUAAGGAUCAUGUUACAUGUUGAAUCGCGAGGUUAGCAUCUUGCCCCAUAAGUAUCAAGAGGAUAUACAAUGUAUCGUGGCACCCUGAGACUGUCGACCAUUGGCGCCACGGAUUGACAGAUUACUGAGUGAACUUUUGUUAUAAUCAAUCAUUCUGGUUAAAAUAUAUGGAUCAAGAGAUGUAGCCAACAUUUAUUAAGUACGACAAAGCUAACAUAAUAUAAUUAUUACACACAUCUCUGUAGACAAUCGAAUCGGAGUGAAAGAUCUGGUUAUAAUGAGAUUAGAGCAAACGUUGACGGCAAUAAUUCUCAAUGUCCAGAACAACGACGAAGAUACUUAGGGAACGGGAUGCAGACGAUUGUUUAAGCUGGAGUGGACAUUUCGUCUUAAAAAUCCUUUCCAAGUUAUAAGAAAACGUAUUUCGGUCUUCCUUUCACAGGGGACUGGUCCAGUGUAAAAGGUUUACUUACGUGUGUCUGUCUCUGUCACGUGAUUCAGUCCAUGCAUGGCAAAAGCAGUUUGGAUGUAUACGCACUCACUAUGAAACCACAUACUGGAAUUUUGGAAAUAAUUUUCGACGAACUGACAGAAAGCAAAGAAAUUGGUAUGUGGUAUAGCUAGUCCUGAAGGCAUGCAAAAUUACAAAAUAUUGUGUGAUUUUGAAUCCUCAUUCACGUUUAUAUAUCUGGACAUAAACUUCCAGUCACUUGUUACUUAUCAGGAGUCAAAAUUUACUAUGCUUUUUCAAACUGCUGUUUUCAGAUCUGUCGGCAUCAUGGUUAUUGAAAUUGGCCUCAUAUUCAUAGCGAAUGAGGCAAAGCACCAACAGUUUGGUCUACCAUUUCUGACAUUGAUAGACUUUGGAAAUCCUCAUAGUUACAUGAAGAUACAUGAAUUGUUUUUGAAAGAUAUGCUUGAACACUGUAUAUACAAUCCAACGACCACAGCAGUCAAUCUCAUUGAUUGUUUGCUUGUUUGUGUAGCGUGCUUUGUAAUUAUUGUGAUGUAUCAAUGUAACAAAUCAUUAUGUUAGCUUUUGACAAUUCCAGUUUGUGACGAAAUGGAGCCUAGGCUCAUUGAUAUUUAUGUCUAUAAUCUCAUAAAGCUGUUCAUGCACUUUUGAUUAGAAAUUUGUUCUUAUUCAAAUAUUACUGUCUCUG